AUGGCUGCUCCCACAACCAAGACCAUCGCCGACCUCAAUGGCAAGUGGACCAUGAACAAAACCCUCUCUUCCGACGUCGGCCCCGGCCUCGCCCUGCAAGGAAUCAGCUGGAUGACGCGCAAGCUGGUCAACAUGGCCACCCUGACGCUGGAGGUCAAGCAGUUCGAGGGCCCGCCCUCGCCGGCGGAGCAGCCGACGGAGGGGGUCACGUCGUGCACGCACAUCGAAAUCGAGCAGACAGGCACGGCGGGCAUGAAGGGCUCGACCGAGAAGCGCUGCCUGGACUUUGCCUUCCGCGAGCACAAGGACUGGCUGUUUGGCCACGUGAAGGGCCAGACUAAGUUUGUGAAAGCGGAGGAGGUGACGGAUGCGUUUUUGAAGGAGGGGUGGUUGGAUGGCGAGGAGGAGAAGACCGGCCCCGAGGGGGCGCUGCAUGUGUUGAGCUAUGUGGAGAGUAUGACGGAUGGGUGGACGGCGACGCAGAUCUGGGGGUUCCAGAUUGUGGAGGGCGUGCGCCGCCAUGUGAGGCAUGUGGUGAUUGCGAAAGGGGCCGAGAGGGUGGAGCUGAAGCUGGUCUAUGACUACCUCGGCGAGUAA
Messenger RNA from Chaetomium globosum CBS 148.51, 597 nucleotides. RefSeq lists its product as uncharacterized. Bases 1 to 597 code for a protein of 198 amino acids. Lineage: Eukaryota; Fungi; Ascomycota; Sordariomycetes; Sordariales; Chaetomiaceae. The transcript has 2 exons. The record is from RefSeq and is a predicted model, not a curated record.